AUGAGAGAUACAGUCAUAGAAGUAAAUGGGAGCCACCCAUCGUUUGCUGCUGCCACGCGUUGCACUUCGCCCGCCACCACCACUGCAGCAUCGCCCCUCACCCCCCUCCUCACCUUCGCCCUGCAAGCAGCCCGCACACCCCUCCCCCUGACCCGCUGCCACUGCCCCCACCCGCCCUCCCUCCGCCUCAUCUCAUCCUCCUCUUCGCCCGCCAGCUCAGCACGUGAUGACUCAGUAGCCAGCCACGUGGCAGCAUCUGCUUGGCAGACCGCAGCGAGCCUCCUGCGCUGGCCGGGUGGCCAUCAUGACCCGGCCGUGCUGUGGGCGGCAGGCUUGUCUGCAUCUGUGCUGACGCGUGCACUGCUGGGCGGCAGGUUGUAUGAACAGUCAGGACGUGCAGAGGGCAGCAGCGAAGAGCAGAUGGGUAUUCGGGGGGGUGACGGCAGGGCGGGUGGGGGGGAGGAGCAGGUGGGAGGGUCGCAAGUCGUCAUGGCAGCAGCGUGGGAGGCAGUGAGGUGGAUGGCAGCAUUCUGCCACGUGGCAGUGUGUGACUCAGAGGGGGGUGUGACUCUAAUGAAGGCGAAGGAGGCAGGGCAUGUGGGAAGGCAGGCGAGAGCGAAGAGAACAAGGGAGGGGCGGGCAGUGGUGGCGGUGUGGGGCGAGGAGGGGGAGGGUGGGGGGGGGGAGCAGUUGGGCAUGCAGGCAUGGAGGCGGUGGCAGCGCUGGCAUGCUUUAACCUUCGAUUGCUCCUCUCCCCCCAACCCCCUCAACGUUCUUCCCACAUGCAGCGCUCACCUGGUCGCACUGCUCGCUCCCUCCUCCCACGCCACACCUCACCCCACUGCUGUCUCCACCGCACCCUCGCCCGCACCCACCACCCCCCUGCACCCGCCCACGGCUCACGCCCUGCUCGCUGCGCUGCUCGCCCUGCUCUCCUCUCCCUGCCCCGCCCUCGCCUCCCUCUCCCACACCGCCCUCUCUCAAGCACUCACAGCAGCCAUCACCCGCCCUGCCACCUCGUAUGAGGUGCGGGGCACAGGAGGGGAUGGGAGUGAGGGUGGUGAGCGCGCAGCAAGCAGGGCAGCACCCAGUGUCCUCCGUGACCACAGCAGCGCUGCAGGGGAGAGCAGCAGUGGCGGGUGCAGGGCAGAGGGAAGGGCAUGGGAGGGCGGCCACGAGCCUAGUCUGAGUGGCCUGGCAGCGGCUGCUGUGCGCCAGGCCUCCCUGGCGUGCCGCCUCUGCUCGCGCUCCGCCCCUCGUCACUCCUCUGCAGUAUUUCUCACUGCUGACAUGCCAGUACAGGAGGUGAAAGCUGCGAUGAAGCUGCUGGUGGUGGCAGCGCUGGCGUGUGAUGGGCGGGGAGGGGAGGCAGUGCGGGCGGAGGGGGGCGUGCAGGCUGUGGGACUCGUGGUGGUGGCACGCGUGGCUCUGUGGACCAAGGGGGGCGCAGGGGAGGGCAGGGGCAGGGGGAGGAGGACAUGGGGGAGUGGGGAGGCCAAUGUGGGGGUGGGUGCUGACAUCAUGCUGCUGGCUCAUGAGUGGCCGGACAUUCCUCAUGCGCCUUACUGUGCUGACGUCACAGCAUGGCAAGGCGCUGACGUCAUCCUGUUCUCUGCCCUGACAGCCCUUCUCGCCCUCCUGCAACCCGCACAGCCGUUACCAUCGCACCCCUCAUCCCCUCUCUCCUCUGCCUCCUCCCUGCCAUCCCUCACACCCACAGCAGUGCCACCAGAGUCACUGUCGCCCUCCCCUUCUUGCGCCCUCCUCCCUGCGUCCCUCAUCCCCUCACUCACUCGUCUCCUCCAUCCCGCAUCGCCUGCCGGUCUGCGCUGCCUCGCUGCCCGCUGCCUCUCGCUCUGCCGCUCCCUGCCCCGCCCUCCCCCACACCGUGCCACACUGCCUGCCACUGCCCAGCACCCCUCUCACCACGCGCCCUCGGCACACAGUGAGCCCCCCUCACUGGGCCUGCCGUCUGCUGUUGGUCGUGACAUCUGCUCUGCUCUCACCUACCUCUCCCCUUCCCCCUCCUCCGCCUCCUCCCCCGCCCAUGCCGCCUCACACGCUCACUUCACUCCGCUCACACCAUCCCCAGCCAGCCCCAAGGCGCACGUGGCGUUCGUCCUCUCGCACCCCUCUGCACCCACUUCCACCGCUGCCGCCUCCCCACUACGAGUGGUGGCACAUGCAGCAAUCAUCGCUGCCCGCUGCCCCGCCCUCCUCUCGCCUCUGACCGCGCCCUCUGCCCCUACCCACGCCUCCCCCUCUGGCCCCCCGCAUAGCACCCCCUCUCUUCCUGUUCAGGGAAAGGAUGACGGGGUGAGUGGGCAAGGGGUGGAAGGGCGGAGAGGAGAGGGGGCGGAGGGAGGCAGGGGGGUGGUGAGGGAGGUGCGGCUGGGGAGGGGUGUGAGUGCUGAGACGUUCAGUCAGCUCUUGGAGUAUAUCUACACGGGACAGGUGUCGCUCUCUCAUUGGCCGUCCAAGGAUCUGCUGCAGCUGGCCAAGAAGUGCCUAUUGGAUGGGUUGGUUGCACUCCUCCGAUGUGAUUGGCUGAUCUGGGACCGCGAUGAUGCGAUGGGGUGUGAUCUGACGUCAGCACUUGGUCCUGCUGGGCUGCCUUGGAGCGACAUUGCGCUCUGUGUGCCAUGCGCACGCCACGCUCCCCAAUCCCCCGCGCACCAACCGCCCGCAAGCCGCAGCAGCCGUGGGGGAGAGGCGCAGCGCGAGGCGUGCGGGGGCCCAGCCGUGGAGGGCAGUGGCGAGGAAGAGGGCGGGCAGGGGGGCGUGUGGCGGUGUGUGCGGGUGGCGGCACACCGCUGUGUGCUGGGGGCGCGCAGCCAGUACCUGCACGCCCUGCUGCACUGCGGCAUGCGUGAAAGCUCUCAGCACGAGGUGCAUCUGCCACCGCUGCCCCUACCAGCGCUCAUCGCUCUCCUGUGCUUUCUCUACUCCGCCCGCGUCUCCUUCCUUCCCCUCCCCCUCUCUCCCCAUGCCACCCUCACACCCACCAACCUCAACCACCCAACCCCCACCACUGCUGCUGCGAGCCCCAGCUGGCAUCACCGCGCUCCUGUGCCAAUCUCCUCUGUGCGCCUGCCCCCGCUCACGCUCACCACUCGUCUGCUCUCCGCAGUGCACCUUGCAUCGCUCGCCCACCAGUGGAUGCUACCCUCUUUGCACCAUGCUGCCUUGUGCUACGUGGCAGCACGCCUGCGUGCCACCUGGCAUGACCCAGUCAGCGGCGGGCCGUGUGAGAGUGCUGUUGACUGCAGUGAUAGCAGCAGCAGGAGCAGCACGGGCAGCGCCGCCGACUCUGGCACGGAUUGGGCCCGGGAGGGCCCAGUGGCACCGUGGGCGGCAGGGGAGGCGGUGGUGCGGGCGGCAUGGGCGGCGGGGCAGUGGGAGAUGGUGGGGGAGGCGGUGAGCAGCCUGGCGCCAUGGUACCCCGCCAUGCGCCGCACCGCCUGCCUGCACCGCCUGCCACCGCAGGUGCAGAGCGCUGUCAGGGAGGCGCACGUGCGCUUGCUCACUGCUCCCCCGUGA
Molecule: messenger RNA, 3540 nt
Organism: Closterium sp. Naga37s-1
Lineage: Eukaryota; Viridiplantae; Streptophyta; Zygnematophyceae; Desmidiales; Closteriaceae
Source: the annotation of a GenBank genome assembly